AGCUGUCAAACAGCUCGCCGUGAGCCAACCCGGCCCCUGCAGGGUUCGAGCGUGCGUGUAACCACCGAAGAAAGCUUGGCAAGAAAGAAAGAAAGAAAGAAAAAAAGCGUCACGAAAUUAUUUGCCCUCAACCAUACAGCAAAAGAAAAACAAAAACACGGAAUUAAACGCGACAGACACCGAAACGGCAAAGCAUUUGCCUCUCCAAUCAACCGGUAGGAUCAGAGUGCGGUGGUUUGGUUUUGGAGAAGAAGAACACCUUUGGAUACGGGAUCCGCAACACCAUGCAUCGCAAGUAGUGGCCGCCAGGUCGGUAGUGAGGAAGGAGAGCGAGAGAGAGAGAGAGAGAGAGAGAGAGAGCAAUCGUAGGCGGUUGAAUACGCGGACGAACAGCGGAAGAGAGAGAACGGGUGAACCAAAAACCGCACUAAAAGCAGCAUGGAUUCGGACGACGGUGGCAGCGGUACGAAGCGAUCGGGCCGGGGCCGGGGCCGCACCAGAGGCACACGCGGUAGGGGCAGAGGGCGGGGCCGCGGCCGCGGCAAGAAGGCGACGCGCGUCAUCUCCUCGGACGAGGAGGAGGAGGUGGCCAGCCCCGAGCCGGAAAAGGAAAAUGGGGCCGUGCCGGCGGUGGCGGAAAAGCCAGCGCCGGCCCCGUCCGGCAAGCGGCGCAGCGUCGAGCACGAGCCGAUCAAGGAGCUGGGCGGGCCGCAGCCGCCCCAGGUGCUGCCCGCACCGGCCGAACCGGACCCGGAGCCCGGUGCGCUGCUGCCCGCCCCGACCAGCGCGCCGCUCAUCAUCGACAUGGAGGCGGACAUUUCCCAGCUGGAGGCGCCCACCUUCACCACGAUCAGCCGGGGGCCGCCCGAGCCGAUGCUGCGGCUGAACUGGAACCACAAGGUGAACCUGAUCGGCGAGAAGGUGCUCAACCCGAUGAUCUACUGCUGCGACCAGUGCGACAACCCGAUCCUGAUCUACGGCCGCAUGAUACCGUGCAAGCACGUGUUCUGUCUGCGGUGCGCCCGCUCCGACACGCUCAAGGUGUGCCCGCGCUGCAAGGAGAAGGUGGUGCGGGUGGAGCAGACCCGCCUCGGCACGGUGUUCAUGUGCACGCACGGCGGCACCCGCUACGGCAACACGGGCUGCCGGCGCACCUACCUGUCGCAACGGGACCUGCAGGCCCACAUCAACCACCGGCACGUGACGAACGCGGGGCACGCGGCGACGGCGUCGGCGGCGUCGGCGGCCCCGCCCGCCCAGCAACCGGUGCAGCCGCUGGUCAUACCGACGGCGGUCGCCCACCCGCCCGUCCCGGUCCAGCCGAUGGAGCUGUCGCCGAUGAGCAAGCUGCUGUCGGAGAAGGUGAACGCGGGCGGGGUGGCGCCGCUGCGCAAAAACUCCUGCGAGCAGCUCAACUCGCCCCGGGCCGGCAUGAUGCGGCAGGGCGAGCUCGGCGACGGCUACUACUACGGCAGCUCCGGCUCGUACGCGUCCAGCCAUUCGGCUGCGAACCAGCACAUGCACAUGUCGAUCGGCGUGCCCCAGCAGUCGCCGGUGCAGCAGCAUCUGUCCCGCACCGGCUACUCGCCGUACGGGCAUCAAACGUCCUCGCCGCAGCAGCAACCGUCGUCCAGCGCGUCCUCCACCCUCUCGUCGUCCCUGUGGAGCCAAUCCACCAGCCAGUACUAUCGCUAGACGCGUACUGGCCCAAGAGAGGCUGAGCUGCGGAACACAGCAGAACAGGUCCCCCCCCGAACGGAUGUGAAUGAUUUUUAAUAUUUUUCAUUAUUUUUUUUUUGCAAACAGAAUAAGUAUGAUUUAGAAUAAAGGGUACGCAUGUCUCAAACAUA
This is a messenger RNA of Anopheles gambiae (African malaria mosquito), 1850 nucleotides long. RefSeq names its product E3 ubiquitin-protein ligase Hakai (gene Hakai). Gene Ontology annotation, biological process: protein ubiquitination; regulation of cell adhesion. Bases 439 to 1695 code for a protein of 418 amino acids. NCBI's taxonomy places the organism in Eukaryota, Metazoa, Arthropoda, Insecta, Diptera, Culicidae. Gene Ontology annotation, molecular function: ubiquitin protein ligase activity. The transcript is spliced from 3 exons. The record is from RefSeq and is a predicted model, not a curated record.